GGGCGAUAGCGAGCUAACAAACACCACCUGUUGCUACCUUGUUUUCUCAGCAAGGAAGCUGAUUGAGACUUUAUUAGCUAGCGGUUGUGUUUUGUUUUGUUUCUCUGUUCGAUGCAAGAACGUUGUUUUAACGCUUCGAAUAAACAAAUGAAUGAAUAAGUCUGCCAAUAUUAUACAUCCAAGAUCAAAUAUUGCUCCAAACUGGACUUUCUGACAAAAUGUAGGUGAUUAUACAAAGGGCAUUGUCACAAGAGGAUCAAUAAUGCUGCUUCACAUCCAAAUAUAGUAAAAGUUGGAUUCAAGCAAAAGUGCAAGCAAAAGUGGCUGAUUCAGCUCUGGUGUCAUGACGUCAUCGUGGUGACUCUUCCUUCUUUUACAAGCAGACUGGGUCUCGCUGCUCUUCCACAUUGUCAGAUUCCAUCUCGAGGAGCGUGGAAGUGGACUCUCUUUCUCUCGCUGUCUAUGUGUUGUUGUACACGGCGGACACGCAGACAUGACGUCACAGGCGCGAUGGAUUCCUCAUCUUCUUCGUCUUCUUUUGACUUUUGCAGCAUAAAGGGGACCUAGUGAGUGUGCGUGGCGGCGAAAGAGUAGCAAGCAGGUUUCUUCCUCUCCCUGUGACAUCAUCACAUCAUGCCUGAGGGGUCACGGCGGGGAAGUCCCAGAUCGUCCGGCAAAGCAGCUGCCAAGCGUCCCUCCUCGGUGUCCUCGCUGAGCGGCAUUGUGGGUAGGAUGAUGUCCUCGGCCGAGCGAGGAGCCUCGUCCUCCUCGUGCACAUCCGUCAACACCGUCUGCUCUGACUGUGAGCGACCCGCCUCGCUGUCCCUGUCCUCCUCCACCUCCUCGGUGUCCCUCCAGGACGCCUCACACUCAUCCUCAUCGUCUUCGUCUUCGUCCUCGCUGCCGUACGGCGCGGUGCCGACCUACAACGCCUCCUUGUCGUCAUCGUCCACGCCCAAGAGGAACGGCUCGGACAUCAGCCUGGACCUCACCCCCCUCGUCACGCCGCACGCCGCGGGAGGCCGCGUCGCCAAAGUGUGCGGGGGCCACGCCCCCAUUGGAAGUCUGGCUACGCCUGUGGCGGGGGCGUCAGGGGCACCGCCCAGGCAGCUGUCGCGACUGGAGCGAGUGGUGAUGGAGAUCGUGGAGACGGAGCAAGCGUACGUGAGGGAUCUGAAGAGCAUUGUGGAGGACUAUCUGGGCUGCAUCAUCGACUUCGGUGGUCUCCCUCUGGCGCCAGAGCAGGUCAGCACGUUGUUCUGCAACAUCGAGGACAUCUACGAGUUCAACAGUGAACUUCUGGAGGAUUUGGAAAGGAGCCCUCAUGCCGCCGCCAUCGCUGAAUGCUUUGUGGAAAGGAGUGAAGCGUUUGACAUCUACACGCUGUACUGCAUGAACUACCCCAAUUCUGUAGCAGUUCUGAGGGACUGCAUGAAGAACCAAAGCCUGGUCCGCUUCUUCCAGGAGAGACAGACAACUCUCAACCACUCCUUACCUCUGGAGACGUACCUCCUCAAACCUGUGCAGCGCAUCCUGAAGUACCACCUCCUGCUACAGGAACUCUCCAAGCACUUGGACAAGAGCGAUCCGGGUUACGAGGUAGUGGAGGACGCCAUCAUCACCAUGACUGCUGUGGCCUGGUACAUCAAUGACAUGAAGAGGAAACAGGAGCACGCCAUCCGCCUGCAGGAAAUCGAGUCCCUCUUGGUGAACUGGAACGGUCCAGACCUGAGCGGUUUUGGUGAGCUGGUCCUGGAAGGUUCCUUCAAGGUGCAGCGGGUGAAAAAGGAGCGAGCGUUUUUCCUGUUCGACAAGAUGCUGCUGAUCGCCAAAAAGCGCACGGAUCAGUUUGUGUACAACACGCACAUCUUCUGUUGCAAUCUGCACCUCGUCGACACGCUGAAGGAGCCGCUGUUUUUCCGAGUGUCCGACUUGAUGAUCCCCAAACAGCAGCACGUGGUCCAGACUAAAAACAUGGAGGAGAAGAGGCUGUGGGUGCACUACCUCAAGAAACUCAUCGUCGAAAACCAUCCCGCUUUGCUGCCACACAAGGCCAGACAGGUCCUGGGAGACAACUUCUACCAGUCCCCACAGCUGGACCAGGACCAGCUGAAGAAAUAUUCUGCUUCCCCACGACUGGAUGACAAUCACGCUUAUCACCGCGGCAGACGGCAGUCAGAACCACCAGAACUGCUGACGUAUACGCCUGAAAAGAACAGGAAGGGUCUGCCGUUGUUGCUGGAGGGAAAUCUGCCGUACAGACGAACCAGAAGACAGUCGGCGCCAGCAAAGGAUAUCGAAGCAGCGUUUCACCCGCAUGGUGAGCAUGUUCCUCUCACUAAAUCAAUUCGUCGAUCUAGCCAAGUGCCUGCAGCACUUUUAGCUUCAGCAAUUAUGUAGACACCGUUCACACAUGACUCAUGUCUCUGUUUGUAAAACUAAUCCGCUUCAGAUGUGCAACGGAAUGGCAGUAAAGACAACCCCAGUGUCUCAGUGUAGGACUGAUUUAGGAGCAAAGGAAGCGUUUUGCAUGUAAGCUGUGUUGCAAGCGUUAUAAAGACUAUGAAUACCUAAAAUAAAUACUCAUAUAAAUCCUA
Nerophis ophidion (straightnose pipefish) is the source of this 2597-nucleotide messenger RNA. It is a transcript of the gene plekhg2, whose product is annotated as pleckstrin homology domain containing, family G (with RhoGef domain) member 2. NCBI's taxonomy places the organism in Eukaryota, Metazoa, Chordata, Actinopteri, Syngnathiformes, Syngnathidae. Bases 634 to 2400 code for a protein of 588 amino acids. The transcript has 17 exons. Gene Ontology annotation, molecular function: guanyl-nucleotide exchange factor activity. The record is from RefSeq and is a predicted model, not a curated record.